Akanthomyces muscarius is the source of this 2121-nucleotide messenger RNA. RefSeq lists its product as uncharacterized. Lineage: Eukaryota; Fungi; Ascomycota; Sordariomycetes; Hypocreales; Cordycipitaceae. The transcript is spliced from 3 exons. Gene Ontology annotation, molecular function: protein serine/threonine kinase activity; ATP binding. Gene Ontology annotation, biological process: protein phosphorylation; intracellular signal transduction. The coding region runs from base 1 to 2121 and encodes 706 amino acids. Gene Ontology annotation, cellular component: cytoplasm. The record is from RefSeq and is a predicted model, not a curated record.
AUGGCUCACCGAGGCUUUGACGACGAGGAGCUGACCAUUUCGCUCUCGUCGACGCACGUCCGCCGGCAACAGCAGCACCAGCACCAACCCCACCAUCGCCAUGAUGCCGACCGACUGCCCAAGCCGGUGUCUCAAACCGUAGGCGCUCCCCCCAAGGAAAAGUCAAAGACGGAGCAACGCAUCGGCGCCUACAAGGUUAUUCGCACUCUGGGAGAAGGCUCGUUUGGUAAAGUCAGACUCGCCACCCACAUCGGUACCGGCCAACAGGUCGCGCUCAAGAUUAUCGCCCGCAAGAAGCUCAUCAGUCGUGACAUGGUCGGUCGCGUGGAACGAGAGAUCGAGUACCUGCAGCUGCUACGUCACCCCCAUAUCAUCAAAUUAUACACCGUUAUUAAGACAUCGACCGAGAUCAUCAUGGUCCUCGAAUACGCCGGCGGAGAAUUGUUCGACUAUAUUGUACAAAACGGCCGCAUGAAGGAGCCCGAAGCCCGUCGCUUCUUUCAGCAAAUGCUCUGCGCCGUCGAGUACUGCCAUCGUCACAAGAUUGUUCACCGCGAUCUCAAACCUGAGAACCUGCUCCUCGACGAGAACCUCAAUGUCAAGAUUGCCGAUUUCGGUUUGAGUAACAUUAUGACGGACGGAAACUUCCUCAAGACGUCCUGCGGCAGCCCGAAUUACGCUGCGCCAGAAGUCAUUGGCGGAAAGCUCUACGCUGGCCCCGAAGUUGACGUCUGGAGCUGUGGCGUCAUCCUCUACGUCCUGCUUGUCGGACGCUUGCCCUUUGACGACGAGCACAUCCCCAGUCUCUUUGCCAAGAUUGCGAGAGGAACAUAUAGUAUGCCCCAAUGGAUGCCGAGCGGCGCAGCCAACCUCAUCAAGAGAAUGCUCGUCGUCAAUCCCGUGCAGCGUGCCACGAUCGAGGAUAUCCGCCAGGACCCAUGGUUUAUGACCGAUCUCCCCGCUUACCUGCAGCCUCCCGUCGAGGAGUUCCUCAACACUGGUGUGGACCCUAAUAAAGCUAUUGAAAAGAGCGACAUUGCCCCCAACGCCUCUGUCAAGGUGCAAGAACGCCUACAUAACGAGGUUACCGACAAGAUCAGCAGAACCAUGGGUUACGGAAAGACUGAUGUUGAGGAGGCUCUCCAAUCAGAGGAGCCCUCUGCCAUCAAGGAUGCAUACAUGAUUGUUCGCGAAAACAAAAUGAUGCAAGUCAGCCAACUGUCAGAAGCUAUCGCAGCCGAAACCGAAGAAGGCAGCCCAGUCAUGAGCAUGUCCUCGGUACGAUCGGGAGUCCCACAGCCGCCACGCCCAUACGUUAGCAAAGUUGGUAUUCUGCCCUCAAGUAUCGGCACAUAUCACAAAGACUAUAUUGAGCGUGCAAAGUCGGGUGUAGAAGACACAGCGCCCGCCGAGAUGGCCAUUAACGAUGAGCCGCUUUCGGCCCGCACUGAUGCUGAGAAGGAAGAGGCGUCUCGACGCCUCAAGCCUCACUCGCGCUCGCAGAAGCAGUUGGAGGAAGGCAGCAAGAGACCACAGGGCAUGACACCCAUCAACCCGCCGAAGAAGACAAAGCCUGUUCGCUGGCAAUUUGGCAUUCGGUCGCGUAACGCCCCGUGGGAGGCGCUUUUGUGCAUCCACAAGGCGCUAUACAAGCUGGGCGCCGCGUAUAUCCCGGAUGAAGACUAUGCGAGGCUGCGUCAACAAGAAGGAGAGACGCCAGUUGAGGAGGAGAAGCCCGAUCCCUUGGACGCGAAGGACCCCACCCACCGGUAUAAGCUACCCGCGGAUCCGUGGCACAUUCGCGUGCGCUGGGAGACUAAGAUCAUGCGCAGCACAAAUACCAACACGCCGACAGAGACCGAGGGCAAGGACGAUGGCAAGAUGCCCGACACGUACCAGGUGCUGCUGGAGGGCAAGGCCGCGCAGAAGCGAGACUUUGUGGCGCUGCACCUGGGCAUCCAAAUCUACGAAAUGGAGCAGGGUGUGUACCUGGUGGACUUUAAGUGCUCAGGCUACGAGACGGCCGAUGGCAAGCUGCUGGAGGAGAAGGAGGUGAUGAGCCCGUUUCCGUUCCUGGACAUGGCGGCGCGUCUGAUUAUGCAGCUUGCAGAAGCAGAUUGA